Molecule: messenger RNA, 2883 nt
Organism: Metarhizium album ARSEF 1941
Lineage: Eukaryota; Fungi; Ascomycota; Sordariomycetes; Hypocreales; Clavicipitaceae
Exons: 3
Coding region: 1-2883 (960 amino acids)
Biological process (GO): telomere maintenance via telomerase; protein stabilization
Cellular component (GO): cytosol
Molecular function (GO): telomeric repeat DNA binding; Hsp90 protein binding
Source: RefSeq, a predicted model, not a curated record
AUGGCUGAGCUACUCACCCCGGUGAGGACGACGUACUUGCGCACGAGGAAGGAUGGCGAGUCGCCACCAGUACAAGCUCGACCAGCUACGGAGGCACGCGCGGUUUUGAAAUCCCCCAAAGCCCUCUCUGCGGACGAUGCUUUGUCAGUCCUGAAGAGUCAGCCAGACUAUGAUUCGUUGAUUGCCGUCCUUCGAUUUCUCACCGAGAAGGACGUGUCUUCCGAGUUUAGUAUUCACGUGCCCGGUCCCAAGAGUGCUGCCAUCAUCCAUGUCCUGGUAUCGGAAAUCGUGCCGAACUACUGGACUUUACUACAGCAAGGUCCGUCAGCAAAGGAGGGGGAAUCAUUUGCUUCGACACCCGCUGACGCUGCGUUCCUGACUUCGAGUCUGCAGAGUGUCGCUGGCAUCAACGCAGUAGUAGGACACAUUAAAGCCCUGGUUCAGGAAUUCAAACUCGCCAAGAGAGAUAUCAAGCGGCCUGAUAUUGACCUGAACCUUCAGCUGUUUUUGCAUCUCUUGUCCGUGCUGUUGGACGGAGACGACUCGAUUCGACGACUUUGGCAAUCUUCAACGGCUGGUUUAGCGGAUGCAGUUUCGAAGAAAGUUCAGUCCCAAACUCUGAUCUCCUUGGUAUCUAGUGGCAGAAUCAUCUCCAUUUGCGCCGAGGCUUCGGAUAUCAUUGCCGACCAAGGCAGCCCUAUCCGUGGUCGAUGGCUCGUAAGCGGUGUUGAGUAUAGCAAAUGGAUAGGCCGAAACAUUACAACAUGGACCUUGGUUGCUGUCAUCAUCGAUGAGCUUCUGCUGUCUGAAGCCCCAUCUGUUGGAGCAUUCUCCCAAGUUUGUUUUCACAAACCACAGACAUCCAAGAAAGUAAUAUACACACUCCUGGAACAUCUGUCACAGAAGUUCUUGAAUCAGUUGGUUCUGGAAGAUACGAAACCGGUUGAGGAGAUCUCUGCUGUUGCUGGCGUACUCGAUGCUGUCAUACAGAAUGACGCCGGCCGCAAAACUCACCUCUUGACUUGGUGCUGCAGUCCGUCUGGGGCUGGGCUAGGCUAUGGGAUCGGUAUUCGUCGAGCUGUGGUGGCUGUUUUGGCAAAGGACAAAGGGGGAAUUACUUCACUUCUGGAGAAGAGCUUGAACCAGUUCGGAGACGAACUUUACAUCAAACACACUGCAAUUCUGCAGCAAGAGGCCCACGCCCAAGUAUUGCUGCUCAGUGCUUCAUAUGUAGCAAAGUUCUGUCCCAUAAAAUUUACCAAGCUUCUCCGCUCGGGAAGCUAUUUACGAACAAUAUCUAAUCGGAUUGCCUCCACCAAUGCGAGAGCCCGCUUUUUGGGCAUGUGCGUGGGAGAAGCCCUGUCCGCCCUGGUAGACAACAACACGAAGAAGCUCGAUUUUCACAUGGAUGAAAUGGAAUCCGCAGAAGCACAAUGGCUUAAAGGCCUUAGUCAAGUCUCAGACCCUGUUGGGCCUGUUCAGUCGCUCUUGUCUAGCCUGCCGCUCUCACAAAAGCCAACGAAACCGCCCCAACAGCCAUUUCAGAAACAGCAAUUCAAGAAGAAACAAAGACACAAACCCACUGUUAGCGAGCCAGUCCCAAAAGCCAUAAUUGAAGAAGUUGACUCGUCCGACGACGAAGUUGAUAAUCUCCCGACUGCAGCCAAGUCUUCAGAUGACGAAGAUUCGGACGACGAUCCAACCUUGAUCCAACGGAACAAGCCUAAACCUCCAGUCUAUGUCCGUGACCUCAUCGCUUUCCUUCGAGACUCGGAAUCAUACGACAAACAGAAACUCGCAGUGCAAACAGCGCCCGCGCUAAUUCGCCGGAAAGCCGAUUACGGCGCUGAAGUUAGCUCCCACGCUGAAGAGAUUGCACGACUCCUGGUCGGCCUCCAGGAUAAAUUCGAAAUUGCAAACUUUGAAGACCUGCGUCUUCAGAGCAUGAUCGCCCUGGUGAUUGCUCAGCCCAAAUCCAUGGCACCGUGGUUCGCUCGCACUUUCUUCGAAGGCGACUAUUCCCUCUCACAACGAAGCUCAGUUCUUGUCACACUGGGACUAUCGGCACGCGAACUGGCUGGUCUCGAAACCUCGGAGUAUAAGUCGUCAUCGUCAUUCCCCUCAAAACGACUCCCCGAAAAGCUUGAACAACUUUACCUAGAGUCCGCAACUCCCUCUGGUCAGCCGUCCUCAUCCAAUAUCAAAGCGCUCCCCCUCAAUGCCAUCAACAGGAUUGCCCAGUCCCUCACAGCCACUUUCCUCGCCCCCCUUGCCGCCGAAGCCGCCGACGCGAACACUGGACCCGACGCUCUGAAGCUUGAAACCUGCGCCGCGCGGUACAAGUCCAGGUCCCGGAACAGACCUCGCAUUCGUGCGAUACCAAAUACCACCGCCGCUAUUCUAGCGACGUACUUCUUCUCCCCGCUUACGGCACACUUUCAAUUUGCGCUGCGCUACUCCAAACCCGUCGUUCUCAAUCCCUCCAUGCUUGCGCUCUAUCUCCAGACUCUGGGUAUUAUCGUGAAUGCCGCCGGUCCGUCGACACUGCCCCUGCCGCAGCUUACCUCUGAACUAUGGGACUUGCUAUUGCGGACAAGAGUCCAUGUGUUAGGGGACCUGGGCGCCCUUAAGGGCUGGCUGCUAGCCUUGUCGGUACUGCUGGAGGUAAAUGCGGACAAUAUGCGGCGAAUAUGCGAGGAGCAAGGCAGGGAGGUUGUAGAGUCGCGUGAAUGGGUAUCAGGCGUAUUUGAGCAGACGCACGGAGAUGAUGGUGGCGAGGAGAAUGACGUCAAGAUGCUGGCGGCGGGGGUCUUGAUCAAGCUGAGCGAGGCUAUUGAGCAGUAUCAGGCCCUACUGCUGGGGGACCUUCUUGGAUACGGCUGA